Leptopilina heterotoma is the source of this 585-nucleotide messenger RNA. RefSeq lists its product as uncharacterized. The transcript has 3 exons. The record is from RefSeq and is a predicted model, not a curated record. The coding region runs from base 248 to 538 and encodes 96 amino acids. Lineage: Eukaryota; Metazoa; Arthropoda; Insecta; Hymenoptera; Figitidae.
UUACAGUCGGCGUGUAAAAAUACCACGUCGGACAUAGUGACCAAACUUUCCAACGUCGGACAUAGUAAAUUUACAGCAGAUUUUUUUACAGUGUAUUUUUCAAUAUUUAUAUAAAUUGACAUUGUUAAUUCAACGAUUGUCGUGAUCUUGACAAUUGCCUUCAGACAACAAUAAAAAGUUUAAAUCGUUUAAAUAAUUAGAUUGUUCGCUGCUUUCUUUGAGAAACGAAGAGGUAAAACGUCAAAAAAUGGAUGUACCAGUAUUAGUUCAAGUGACGAAGGGAGAAAAUAUAAUUUACGAGAAAAUUGGCAAUGAAGUUGAUAAUGAUAAUCUAAAAGCACUACGCAAAAGUGCAGAAAUUGUUCAGAAGAACCUCAAUUCUUAUUUAACAAAACUAGUUGAAGAGGAAAGAAAGACUCAACCUAAUGAAAAAUCUAAAGCAACAAAAGACGAAAGCAGUGAAUCUGAUUUUUCUGACGAGGAACAAGACGAAGAUGUUGAUAAUUUAUUAAAAACAAUUUCUGCUAAAAAAUGUUAAUUUAGGAGCAAAUUAUAUAUUUUUUAAAUAAAUUACUUUUCUUACCA